This is a messenger RNA of Tremella mesenterica DSM 1558, 420 nucleotides long. RefSeq lists its product as uncharacterized. The transcript is spliced from 4 exons. Lineage: Eukaryota; Fungi; Basidiomycota; Tremellomycetes; Tremellales; Tremellaceae. The coding region runs from base 1 to 420 and encodes 139 amino acids. The record is from RefSeq and is a predicted model, not a curated record.
AUGACUCCAAGAGUCCAGAAGAUGGUACCACAGGAUAUCUGUACUGUGAUUCAUGUAUGUGGAGAGCUUGGGGAUGAUAAGAGCGAAAAUGCUCUGGCCGUGUCUGGACCCCUCUGGAGCUGCGUGGUUCUCUGGCCAGGUCCAAGAGGGGGUUUUGAACCAUGCAGCUCCGGAGGUGGACGUCUCCGGCCGUGUCCUCAACAUACGUAUUCUUCUGUGGGACACAGAUCUUCGGCCGGUCAAGAUCAUACCCGUGAAGCUUCCAAGUGUCACGUUUUCCGCAAACUGCGCACGGGAUAUUUCAUCUCCUCAUCCCCUUCCACAUCAUCUCAUGGUACUUUACAUUGGUUUUUCCUCUUCCUGUUGCUGUUGACAGACACUCAAAUCAUCUGUUCAGCUGCUCGGAGGCUUCAAGCUUGA